Messenger RNA from Stegastes partitus (bicolor damselfish), 5798 nucleotides. RefSeq names its product integrin alpha-X. Gene Ontology annotation, molecular function: integrin binding. The coding region runs from base 65 to 3679 and encodes 1204 amino acids. Gene Ontology annotation, cellular component: integrin complex; external side of plasma membrane. Lineage: Eukaryota; Metazoa; Chordata; Actinopteri; Pomacentridae. The record is from RefSeq and is a predicted model, not a curated record. Gene Ontology annotation, biological process: cell adhesion mediated by integrin; cell-cell adhesion; cell-matrix adhesion. The transcript is spliced from 31 exons.
GUGUGUGAAACAGACCCAGCAGCAGCAGCAGCAGCAGCAGCAGCAGCAGCGUUCGCCUUCAAAGAUGCAGCCUCGCAUCUACCUGCUCACCUACAUGGUGGCAGCUGCUGCAACCAUCCCUGUUGCUUUGACUUUCAACAUCGACACGACAAAGCCAGUUGUCUCCAAGGGCGAGCAAAAAGACUUCUUCGGGUACAAAGUGCUUCAGUUCGCGUCUGGCGGAGACAAAGGGAUAAUCGUCACUGCACCUCUGCGGCUGAAUGGUUCUGGGGGAAUAUUCAAACGCAACCAAGAACAAACCAAGUGGUUCAGCCCGAAUGAACAUUCUCUGCCAAACGACACAGUUGUGAAGCACUUUGGCUUGUCGAUGGCUGCCGACCCCACUGGCUCCCGGUUCACUGUUUGCAGUCCGAGUGUUGCCCAUGAAUGUUACGGGAACUCCUACCUGAACAGCAUCUGUUAUAACAUCACCCAUCAGUUCAAGCAAAUCUCCUCUUUCACGCCCGCCUUCAAAAAAUGCACAAAAAAGACAGUGGACCUCGUGUUUCUAUUUGAUGGAUCAAAGAGUAUGACCGAAACGGAGUUUGAGAUGAAUAAGGUUUUCAUAUUGGAUAUAAUGAAGAACCUUGAGGGCACGUCCAUCAAGUUUGCAGCAGUUCAGUUCUCCUCAGGGUUGAGGAAAGUUUUUGACUUCAAUGACUAUCAAGCUGGUCGUGCUGUUGCUAAACUUCAGAAAGACGGCCACAUGAAGAGUCUCACCAACACAUACAAAGCACUAAAUUUUGUGUUGAAUGAACUGAUUGACAACACCGCUGCAGGCGCCUCUCCUGAUGCAACUAAAGUUGUGGUGUUAAUCACAGACGGAGAUCCAAGUGACAUAGACGGAAACCACAUUAUCUCAAGAUAUGAUAAAAAAAACAUCAUUCGCUUUGUCAUUGGGGUCAAAUACGCUAACCUGGACAAAUUCAGGGCCAUCGCUUCUGAACCCAAAGACAAAAAUGCCUUCAAAAUUGAGGACUACAACGGACUAACGGGGGUACUGGAAACAUUUCAGAACAGCAUCUUCAACAUCGAAGGCACCAAAGUGGCUCGGGCAGAAGACAUGACUAACGAGAUGUCUCAGAGCGGUUUCAGUGUCGCCUUCUACGAGGAUACCUUAAUUCUGGGUUCUGUGGGAUCCAACAGCUGGCGUGGUUCUCUCCAACAAAUGCAAGAAAACAAGGAUGAACAGAUUAAAGAUCCGGAGAUGACGCAGGACUCCUACUUGGGCUACUCCAUUUCCGUUGGAAGGAGGAACGGUGUUCCUCUAUAUUUCUCGGGUGCACCAAGGUUUGAGCACACAGGUCGGGUCGUACUUUUCAUAAACCGAGGUGAGAACUGGACCACAGCCCAAAGAAUAGACGGCGACCAGAUUGGUUCCUACUUCGGUGCAGAGCUGUGCUCAGCGGAUGUUGACUCAGAUGGUAACACUGAUUUUUUGCUGGUGGGAGCUCCGCUGUUUUUCGAGCCACUCGAGAAGAAAGAAGGCCGCAUCUACAUCUACACACUGACUGACAAGAUGGAACUGGAAAGUAAAAUGACCGUGAUGGCUCCAUCCAUGGGCAGAUUUGGCACCAGCAUAUCAAUUCUUGCAGAUCUCAAUGGAGAUGGGCUCAGAGAUGUUGCUGUUGGAGCCCCCCUUGACGAUGAUAACAGAGGGGUUGUGUACUUGUACCUCGGAGACAGACACAACGGGAUACGCAAAGACUGCAGCCAGAGAAUCGAGGGAGCAAGAAUAGAUUCUGGGAUGAGAUUCUUUGGACUGGCCAUCGAUGGGGACAUCGACCUUGGAGAAGACAAACUCCCAGAUAUUGUGAUUGGGUCACAGGGCACUGCUGUUAUCUUAAGCUCCAGGCCUGUCUUUAAUGUCUCGGCUCGUCUGUCUUUUCAACCUAACGAGAUAAGCACUGACAAAUUUGACUGCCUCGGCUCAGAUGGAAGUUUACCUUUGGUUACAUUAACGGCCUGCUUUCAAAUGGUAGAAGCAACAAACAGCAAAGCAGCAAGCUCCAAACUGAACAUCUCGUACAUAAUCGCUGUGGAUCCCAGGAGACUAAUAUCUCGAGGUUUCUUAAAUGAAACUGAAAAGAAAGCCAGGAAUCGUAUGAGUACCUUUGAGCUUGAGAAUAAGGAACUUUGCUUCAACCACACCGUCUACAUGCCAAAAUGUGUGAAAGACACACUAUCGCCCCUCAGCAUCAAACUAGAAUUUUCCCAGCCGGAUGGGGAGAGCGCGGGUGCCGUCUUGAAUGUGGACAGCAAGAAUCAGUCGGAUGUCGAGAUUCCCUUUGAAAAGCACUGUAGAAAAAAUGACAUCUGUAUUGCCGAACUCGAGGUGGAUUUCAACUUCACGAGUCCGACGUUGGUGGUGGCAGAAGACAGUUACUUCCACCUGUUUUUGAAACUGUCCAAUAAUGGUGAUGACUCGUACGAGACCGGCUUUAUAAUUACCUACCCCCCAGGCCUCUCCUACUCCAUGACAGCUCUUGUAGAGGCAACGAGACCGACUCUGUACGACUGCAACGGUGUGGAAGGAGUGCUCGAUAAAGCUAAAUGUGGUGUCAGCCUUCCUGUGUAUCGCAGCAGAUCCUUUGCAACAUUUAACGUCUCUUUCCGCAUCAUGGAUGACUAUGACUGGAAUGACACGAUCUAUGUGACCGUUGAUGCAACAAGUGAUAAUUCAAACUCCACCAGUCCCGCUUCCAAGACCAAACCUGUCCAGGUGCAAUAUGAAAUCAAAACGGCACUAACAGUGAGCGAAGACACCAUCACCUAUCUGAACUUCACAGCAGAGGAUGCUGAGCCUAAAAAAAUCCUUACGAUAUACAGGAUCGAUAACAUCGGUUUCAAUGAUUUUCCUCUCACCGUGUCGCUGUUCUUCCCAACUGAACUGGAACACAACUUUACAAUGAACAACUACCAAGUCUUUGUGGGGAAGAACAAAACUCAGUGCGCGCCCUCUGCUGACCCAAAAUCUGAGCACUGCCCGCCUGAGAAUGCCUGCAAAGCUGUCGUGUGCGAUACUUUCAUUCUGGAGAAAAACUCACGUGCCGAGUUUCAAUUGUUAGGAGACGUACAGUUUAGAAACCUCAAACAGCAAGCAGAGAACCUCUCUUUUCUGAAAAAAUACACCGGCGAGAGUGGAGAGGUUAAAUUUACAAGCUUUAUACGUGUUGACUACAACAAGACACGAUAUGUGCUGGAUUCUAAGAAACAAGACAGUAAGGACAAGCCUCACAAAACCGGCUUGAACGAUCCAACGAUGACAAUGAGUAAAGUUCGGGUUGAGUUCACAAUCCACCCCAAUCAAAUGUGGAUCAUUUCGACUGGAGUCGUGCUGGGAUUAUUGCUUCUGAUCAUCAUCACAGUCAUCAUGUUUAAGUUGGGUUGCUUUAAGAGGAAGACGCAGGAGUACUAUCAAGAACUGGAUCAAGAAGCUGCCUCAACGGCUGGCGUCGCCACCAACGGGUCGACCAGCAAACCAGAGUCUGACGACAAAUUGCCCCAAUCUCCCGAAGAAAAAAAACUGCUUGAAGCCGGUGAAGAGGAGGAAGACGCUGCUACCAAGUCUCCUGCUGCCCCCACCGACGAGAUGACCAAGAAACCAGAGCCUCAUGACGAAUCGAUAGAAUGCCUAUAAGAAAUUAGCGUGAUCUCAGGAGACCUUGUGCAUCGAUCCAUAACAGCUGAGUGUCACUCACACACAACAGCCUGAGAUGUUUGCAGGGAUUCAGACGAACUUUGUUUGAUGCGCCAAACUUUUUCAUUCAAAUUUUUCUCUGUGUCGUCUGGCGCUGCGAUACCAAGCGAAGGCCUCUGGAGGUGGUUGGUUAUGAAGAAGAUGCCGCGACACGCCGAUUUCUUGGCAAUGCAGCAACCAGUGAUGGAGAAAAAGCACAAAAGUAGCUGCAGGUUCCAGAUCCUCUCCUACAGACGAAGGAAGGCUAAGAAUAUGGAUUACCUUCUUGAAAUGAAGCGAUUCUGCUGAUUAAUGCUGAGAUUACCAACAUGUAAUAAUACCUACAACGUGCAUCAAGGACAUUAACCCUCUGAACUCUGCAAACCCUCCAACGGGUUCAAAAAGGCGUUUUAUUUUUUAAAAAUCUGCUGAAUUGCACCAUUUAUCAGAGCCAGACAGUGUAAAAACAGAUGGAAUCAUCAGAUUUCUUUUGUUUUUUUUUACUUUCCAACGCUCCUUAAACUAAUCAUGUGAGACUUGUGGUUUCAAGGAUUAAAACAUCCAAAGAAAAUUGGGAUAUUUAAGCCAAAUUAUUUUAGCCUACCUGUAUUAUUUUAGAAAAAUGGCUCCCGAAUAAACAGUUUGCAGGUGAGACAUAUUGUAAAAAAUCAAAAAUUCAAAGUUUCUUAAUGCGUCUUGGAGCCAUUAGAGACUCAGCUGUGACCAACAGUCGUGCAGCAAAAAAUAUCUUCGGCUGAACUGCAGGCAGUGUGGAAACAAAUUAGACAUGCAAGUAGUAAAAUAUUCAUUGCAUGUAGAGGCCGCCAUUUUUCCAAUUCUGGUAACACCAGUAAGUCAGAUUAUGAUGCUACAAAACGAACCAGGUAAACUCGAACAAGUCAAAAGGUGAAUGCAUGUUGUUUACACUGUAACAGAUUGUAACAUAACCAAUCGUUUGUAGGUUUGCACAGGCGCUGCUGGUUUCUGCUCAGGUAUUUAUUGAGUGAACGGAAGUUUGACUUGUAUCAUAUCUGCUUGUUAAAUGUACAACUUUUAUUUCUAAUUGUCUCAGCGAAUGCAGCCGUGUACAUUUAAAUGAAUCGUUUAUCAGCAGCGGUUGGGUUUCUAAUUUAUCGCCAGCAGACAAAACUAAAAAAGGUCUUAAAGGUCGGAUUGACGGAGAACCUUACAGCGUACCGUUCCCCCGUAAGUCAAGCAACAAGAGCUUUUCUAAGGACUUGAAUCUGGGAUUACUUUGUAGAAAUUCACAAUCAGCUAGUGUCAAAAAUAUUCUGAGAGUUGUAGAUAGUAAAAGUGUAAGACAGCAUUUCAUACCAGGAAGAAACUGAGCUGAGGAAAGUUGUUUAUUGUUCUGAUUCUGUACUGUGUAUUUUUCUUUUCUAUAAUGAAUUAUUUUACUCUUAGGUGUGAUUAGUUUUGUUAUGAAUGCUUGACUUUAGCAUCGAGGUAUGACAGCAUUUAAUGUUCAUCACGUCAACAAAAUUACUGACACAGCAUUUUCAGCGGCGAUACUGAUUACUGGUCAACCGAUACAUAGCCAACAUCUGGAACUGAUAUAAACCAUGAAAAUGAAAUGACUUCAAAAAUAAAAUCUUGCCGCCAAAAUCUGAGGACAACAUAAGACUUUGUUGAAUAUUUGUGCUGUGCAUGUUCAUUUAAAAUAGAACUUUCCACUGUUUAUUUUCCAGUGUUGACAGCAGGUUGUCACUCAAACAGACGGUGAAGGAAAGUGGGGACUACAGAUGGAUAAAUAAAUUAAAAUUCUAUUAUUUUAUUGGGAAUAUAUCAAAACAAAACAAAACAAAAAGAAGAAAAUGAAAUUUGGAAAAAUGCGGAAUAUUAAAUGCAUAUAUUGGUUGAUCUUGAAAAAUAAAUAAAGACAAUUAAAGGUAAUUUUCUAUUUUCACUGACAACCUGUCCAGAGGAUUAUUGGAUGCAGCACUGUCCAGUAGCGCCACCUGCAGGUAUACAUGCUCACUUACCCAGUAAAACAUGUCAACAUCUGUUUCAUGGGUUGGUACCAGUAUAAUAAUAAUAAAUAUGUAAUAAUGUUGUUUCA